UCUUAUAUAAAACCUUCGGUUUCUGUACUCCAGAAAAUGAAUUGAAUGAUAAACCCGCCAAAAAGAUGGUUAGACUUUAUAGAGGCCGUCAAUGGUCAAGGAUGCAUAUGAUACAUCAGAUGAUCAGCUCAGCGGUCUAACGGCCAGGCUUGGCAGGUGACCCUGUUAUCGCUCCAUACAGAGUACUACGGAGAUCCAGUUCCCCUCCAACAUUCUCCUUAUAUCCAGGUUUCCCGGGUUGAUCAUGGAUUGAUUGAUCCCAUCGUUUCUACUUCCAGAAAGUGAAUUUUAAUACCACACUAUAAUCGAAAGCAAUGAAUCGCUUCCGGAGAUGGAUCUCUCCCCGGUCGGAAUAUGAGCCACUCGAGCAACCUCCGCAUGACGGAGAGGAUCGCCACUUGAUAUCUUCCCAAACACUACCAGAGCCACGCUUCUCCAGGUUUGAAUAUGGGGUAUUCUUCCUCCUUGGGGUUUCCAUGCUCUGGGCAUGGAACAUGUUCCUCGCCGCUGCGCCGUAUUUCUAUCACCGCUUCAGCUCGGAUGAGUGGGCUGUGGCCCAUUACCAGGCCUCCAUUCUCAUUGUGUCGACCGUCACAAACUUGGGCUCAUCGUUCACUCUCGCGAAGCUGCAGAAAUGGACGUCAUACCCGAAACAGAUCACGGUUUCACUGCUGAUCAAUAUCGUGAUCUUCACGUUGCUCGCAUUAUCUACCGGUCUUCUGAAAAACGCUUCCAUUGGAUUAUAUUUUAGCUUCCUGAUGCUUAUGGUAUUCGGAACUAGUUGCGCGACCGGAAUGAAUCAGAUCGGCGUAUUUGCCUAUGUCUCUGGUUUUGGGAGACCGGAAUAUACUCAAGCUAUUAUGGCAGGCCAAGGCCUAGCAGGUGUCCUGCCAUGCAUCGUGCAGAUACUCUCUGUUUUGGCUGUCCCAGAGCAAACAGGGGAACAGAACAUCCCACAAGAGUCGUCCAAAUCGGCAUUCUUGUACUUCAUAACUUCUACUUUUGUAUCGCUAUCGGCACUGGUUGCUUUCGGUUCCCUUGUUAGGCGACGGUCGAACACCAUGUCCAAAUUCGCGCAGAGUUCAUCUGACGCUACUUCUGACCACACAGGUCGCAAGUCUGUCAGCCUCUGGAGUCUUUUCAAAAAGCUUCGUCUCAUGGCUCUUGCGCUUUUUUUCUGUUACACUGUCACUAUGAUGUUUCCUGUCUUCACGGCAAAGAUCGAAUCAGUCCGGGACCCACAGGGUAGUUCCCGUUUGUUCCAACCGGCUGUUUUCAUCCCGCUGGCGUUCUUGUUCUGGAAUGUAGGAGACUUGGCUGGAAGGAUAUUAGUCCUUAUUCCCCAAUUAUCAUUAACCCACCGGCCUUUUGCUCUGUUCAUCCUGGCAAUUGCUCGCAUUGGGUUCCUCCCCCUUUAUCUUCUAUGUAACAUACGCGGUCGAGAGGCCGUCGUGAAGAGUGAUUUCUUCUAUUUAUUCGUUGUGCAAUUGCUUUUUGGCAUUGGCAAUGGUUAUCUUGGAAGCAGCUGCAUGAUGGGCGCUGCUCAAUGGGUCUCUGAGGAUGAUCGUGAGUCGGCGGGUGGAUUUAUGAGCUUGAUGCUGGUAGGAGGCUUAACUGCUGGCAGUCUGCUGAGCUUCUUUCUUUCUAGUGUGUGAUUUUGAAUGCCUGCAUCUGUUUCCUUGUUCACCCAGGUCACGGGCUAUGACAUCUAGCAGUCUACAGAUAGAUAUUAGAAUGUGCUCUACCGCAUCUAGCUGCAACAAUAGAACCAAUUAUCAUAUCUCUCGUUUCUUUUGUAACAUGUUCUAGACAGCCAUUUUCCCACCACAAUACGACAAGGAACAAGCAAUACUGACCCUAGAGCCGUGAAUCCUGGAUGGGACGCAACACUCAUAGCGGACAUUACUCUAUAUAAAAUGCACAGUACUACUUCAAGCUUUUAGACAGUGUCU
This is a messenger RNA of Aspergillus pseudonomiae, 1952 nucleotides long. Its product is annotated as nucleoside transmembrane transporter FUN26. The transcript has 2 exons. Gene Ontology annotation, cellular component: plasma membrane; fungal-type vacuole membrane. The coding region runs from base 315 to 1655 and encodes 446 amino acids. The record is from RefSeq and is a predicted model, not a curated record. Gene Ontology annotation, molecular function: nucleobase transmembrane transporter activity; nicotinamide riboside transmembrane transporter activity. Gene Ontology annotation, biological process: nucleoside transmembrane transport. Lineage: Eukaryota; Fungi; Ascomycota; Eurotiomycetes; Eurotiales; Aspergillaceae.